UUUUCUUAUAAUGCUCGCCUCACUCGCAGUGCGAUCGCGAUCGCUGCCUCGGCUUGAGCGCACUGCUGCUGCUCUCCACCUGCGGCUGGAGCAGUCUCCUCCUCCUGCUGCUGCUGCUGCUCUUGCUGCUGGAGCGUGCACUGGAGCACAACAGCGCCGCCUUGCCAGCCUCGUCGCCGCCGACCACCCACCACCCGCCAGUCCUCGGAGUCGCCCCUCCUCAUCCUCCUUGCAUGCUCUGUCAGCUCGUGUUGGUGGCGGACUUGCGAGUGGCCGCGCUCUGUGCACCGUUCAGCAGUGGUUUCCGACCUCGCCUCAUGCUCCCGCCCGAGUCCAAUCCCAAGUCCACUCCCAAGCGAGCCGGUCAUUCACGAGUGCAAGCACCGCUUCGCGCGAUACGACUGCUGGGCCGGGCCGCUCGUUGCGUGGCGCUGCGGUGACGACUGAGCUUGCGCCGCUGACGCCGCUCUACAUGGCUGCGACCAAGAACGACGAGCUCAACGUGCAGCGGUUACUGCGCAUGCGACAAGUGCGCGACACAAUGCUCAACGCCCAGAACAAGGACGGAUUCACUGCGCUGAUUAGCGCGGCGUCGAACGGAUAUACUGGCAUUGUCCAAAUCUUGCUGGACGCCGGCGCCGACGUGCACCUGACGACCCGCACUGGUGUCAAUGCCUUGUUUGGUGCUGCACGGAAUGGUCAUGCACAUCUCAUUCCCGUGCUGGCCAGUCGCGGGGCCCGAGUGGACCAGCCCAACAACCGCGGAUGGACGGCGCUGCUCACGGCGUGCAAAGAAGGCCACGCUGAUGCCGUGGCGGCGCUGCUGCAGGCGGGCGCCAAUCCGAAUUACGUAUCGCCCGAUGGCACAGCGUGCAUCUUUCAAGCAGCCGCUUUUGGACACGAUGCCGUCAUAUCAAACCUACUGAAGCACGGCGUGCGGCCCGAUGUGAAGGACUCUUCCGGAAACACGCCUCUGAUGCGUGCCGCGGCGGAAGGCCAGCUGUUUGCCGUGCGCGCGCUGCUUGCCGGUGGUGCCGAUAUCAACGCGCGAUCGCAUGGCGGGUGGACGGCACUCAUGGCUGCCAGUCAACGGGGGCAAGAGAGAAUCGUGGUGGAUCUCAUCAAGGCGAAGGCGGACGUGAAUCUCAUCACCACGACCUCCGACCACGCGGCUCUUUUCUACGCCAUCGUUCGACAGCACAGCUCUGUUGCGCGCGUUCUCAUCCUGGCAGGAGCUGAUGUGGCGCAUGCGGCAAAGUGGCUGAAACAAGACGACCUCGACCGACUGAAUACUGCCGUGGCCGACGUGGCGCGUAUUCGUAGUGCCCACCAGCAAAGUCAGCAACAAUCUCAGCAGCAAGCUCAGCGGCAGCAGCAGCAGCAGCAGUCGCAAUCCGUACCUCAGCAACGACAACCACAAUCUGCCGCUCAAGUAUCGCAACCGCGUUCGUCCAGUAGUUAAAUUCUUCCAAUGGUUUUCCUCCAAAAGCUCGCUCCGUGCAGCUCAGCUCACUUUUGUGAGUUUUGUGAGGCAUUCGACCCACGUUGCAAAAAGUGUGGCGCAAUGUCGCGCAAUAAAUCACUAUUAGCUCCUACAGCAC
Messenger RNA from Capsaspora owczarzaki ATCC 30864, 1601 nucleotides. RefSeq lists its product as hypothetical. The coding region runs from base 11 to 1462 and encodes 483 amino acids. NCBI's taxonomy places the organism in Eukaryota, Filasterea, Ministeriida, Capsasporidae. The record is from RefSeq and is a predicted model, not a curated record. The transcript has a single exon. Gene Ontology annotation, molecular function: protein binding.